AUGCCAUCGAAUCUGCCUUAUGCUGCAGAUGCAGAAAGUCCUCUCAAGCCCGCGGAGUUGCAAGUUCUUCGAGCACAGUACGAAAAAGAAGGCGACUAUGUCUCGGUCCAAACUAAAUUCAACUACGCCUGGGGAUUGAUCAAAUCCAAUCAACGGGGUGACCAACAACUCGGCGUCCAACUUCUCUCGGACAUUUUCAAGACGACACCAGAGCGAAGGCGCGAGUGCCUAUACUAUUUGGCUCUCGGCAAUUACAAGCUAGGAAACUAUGCUGAAGCACGACGAUACAACGACCUGUUAAUAGAGAAAGAGCCUGGGAACUUGCAGGCUGCGAGUCUGCGACAGUUGAUUGAUGACAAGGUGUCGAGAGAAGGGUUGAUGGGUGUCGCAAUCCUCGGGGGGGCUGCUGUAGUUGCCGGUAUAGUUGGUGGCAUGAUCAUGAGAGGGUCACGAAGAAGGUGA
Molecule: messenger RNA, 462 nt
Organism: Capronia epimyces CBS 606.96
Lineage: Eukaryota; Fungi; Ascomycota; Eurotiomycetes; Chaetothyriales; Herpotrichiellaceae
Product: mitochondria fission 1 protein
Exons: 4
Coding region: 1-462 (153 amino acids)
Biological process (GO): peroxisome fission; autophagy of mitochondrion; mitochondrial fission
Cellular component (GO): peroxisomal membrane; mitochondrial outer membrane
Molecular function (GO): protein binding
Source: RefSeq, a predicted model, not a curated record